ACUGAAAAAGCACUAUGGCUGCAAUAUUUCUCGCAGUUCUGCCUCCUUGGGCGUUGGUUUUAGUAGCAGUUGCUUGUAUUUCAGUGGCGGCAAUAGUAGCCGGGUUGUUGUUGGGAAUCAUGUCUUUGGACAAGGUUGGAUUGCAAAUACUUGCCAAUUCUGACAGACCGGAGUCGGAACACGCGAGGAGUUUAGUUCCUAUUCGAGAAAAGGGAAAUUUUCUAUUAGUUUCUUUGCUUCUUGCUAAUACUCUGGUCAAUGAACUUCUUCCUUUGGUGUUGGAAGCUCUGUUUCCAGGAGGAUAUUUCAGUUGGGUCGCGUCGGUUGUCUUGAUUCUUUUUCUAGGUGAAAUUGUGCCCCAAGCAGUUUGUUCCAGAUAUGGGUUGGAGAUUGGUGCAAAGGCAGUUGGCUUCAUAAGAGUGCUUCAGUUGUUGCUUUAUCCUUUUGUUUGUCCAGUUGCCUGGGUUUUGGAUUACUUUCUUGGAGAGGAAUUGGGAACUUUGUACUCUAGGAGUGAAUUGCGAGCGCUUGUGGAUUUUUAUACACAGAAUGACUUUGGCAUUCUCACAACAGACGAGGGACAUUUGAUCAAAGGUGCUCUCGAUAUGCACGACAAAACCGUUGGUGAAGUGAUGACGAAAGCUGACGAUGUUUUUAUGUUGUCUGUCGACGCUAAACUCGAUCGAGAACUCUUGAAAACUUUGCUUAGAAAGGGACACUCAAGGAUACCUGUUUAUGUGAAUGAACCUGGAAACGUAGUAGCUUUGUUAUUAGUAAAGCAGUUGCUUCUUAUCAAUCCAGAUGAUGGAAGAACGAUUCGAUCGAUUUUAACAAAGAAGAAAAAGUCUCACAAGAAGAAAUUUACAUCUCCUGUCUAUGUCUCCAUGUCAGCACGUUUAGAAGAAGUGUUGGAUGAGUUUCAACAGGGAAGAAGUCAUCUUGCGAUAGUAUAUGAUGACUUAACAAAGCCUGAAGGGGAACGCAAAUUUAUGGGUAUUGUUACUUUGGAAGAUAUUAUUGAAGAAAUUCUUCAGGAAGAAAUUGUGGACGAGACUGAUGUUUAUAUGGACAUGAAGACGAAGAAACCUGUUCUCUUUCGUGGUCCAGAUGGUCGUCUGCAUCGUAGAGCGUUUAUUGGACCGAAGAAGCCCCAUACCCAAAUUACUAUACGGGAGAUCGACGUCGGUACCUUAAAGCACAGUUCUAGUGACCCAAGUCUAUCCAAUACAAGAAAGAAAACCGCAGAAAAUUUUAAUAAGCAAGUUAUGCGUGGCGAUAUCAAUGAAUGGAGUUUGAAAAAUCUCGCCUAUACUACUGAUGAUAUUCGAGGGUAUGAGUCGGAUUCCGAUGAGGCAUCGGAUUACUCGAGUCAAGCCAAUCAUCAUGUUCACUCGCAUUCACAAGCUUCAAACAGUCGGAAUGGAAAGCGAGAACAUAGCGUUGAGCUGUUCGAAGAAGAAGAACAGAGGCCAUUGUUAGGAAGCAAAGCACUGUGAACUUUAAAUGAAAGUUGUGAAAUUGCAUUCAAUAGUGCUGCAAAUAUUAUAAAUUAUUGUUCACAAAA
Galdieria sulphuraria is the source of this 1564-nucleotide messenger RNA. RefSeq names its product metal transporter, ACDP family isoform 1. The coding region runs from base 15 to 1496 and encodes 493 amino acids. The record is from RefSeq and is a predicted model, not a curated record. The transcript has 11 exons. Lineage: Eukaryota; Rhodophyta; Bangiophyceae; Galdieriales; Galdieriaceae. Gene Ontology annotation, biological process: magnesium ion homeostasis. Gene Ontology annotation, cellular component: intracellular membrane-bounded organelle.